AUGGGAAAACGCUUUCCUAUUCCGAGUAAAGAACUCCCGAAGCUCCAUGUGAAUCAGCAGGAGCACGACGAUAGCAAAGAGCUCAUGACAGCUCUGCUGGCGCACACUCUGCGCGAGUUUGAGCAUUUCGCGUACGAUCGCAACGGUAUCGUCGACUCCAAACGUUGGAAGCCGCAGCAUUCGCACGAAGACAUGAACAUGUACCGUGAACGCGACGUGGGCAUCAUGAGCAAAGAGCUGAAUAAGACUUUGCACAACUGCAAUAUGAGGAGCCCUGUCUUUUCGUGCACAUUGGAAGCCUUGACAUCAGCCACCGUCAUGUUGACCGGGUGCGGCCCCGGUCGAGUAGAAGACGCCAUGAGUGCAGUGGUCACCGAGAGUCAGCAGGAUCUGUCCCUGGUUGUCACCUACAUGCACCACGACGUAGCCGACUGCGCUGUGGUGCACACGAUGGAGCACCCGAGUGACGAUACACCGUACCACUACUUAGGCUACAAGUACUUUACACGGACGGGCGAGACUUUGGGCUUCCACGUGAUGCAGUCCGUGGAUAUUACCGAGUUCCCCGACUUGACUGUCCACAACUCGAUCCGCGCACUGCAAAGCUCCCGGUAUCUCUACCGACAGAAGAGUGACCGAGUCGUCGAGGUGUUCAUGCUGGGCAAUAUGGACUUGUCCGGCAUGAUCGUCAAGCCCAUCGCCAGCAUCUUCUCGACCGGCGCGCAGUUCGGUGUCACCCGAUUACUCGACUUGGCGGAGGUGAGGCGACUCACACACAUGGCAAGGAACCGCCGGCGCUACCGUGUUUGUCCACGUUGCCGCUUUAUGAAGCGAGUGUGGGUCAGUGAUAACCUCGGUAUCAUGGGUAGCUUCCGCAAGUUUCAAGUGUGUUCUAAGUGCGUCAUGUGCGCCAACACAGGUACGUACGAGCCUCCAGCCGAGCGUGCGCGGUUACAGAGGUCGCAUCAAAGCAGCGUCAUUACAAACCCAAGCGAUGGCGAGCUCUCGAUAAAGAUGCCCCCGACACCUGAGACCCCAAUCAUGGGUCGAACCUUCGUGCACCAGGGUGUUACGAACUACCCAGAUGCCGUCGAGUUCGCUGGGCCUUGCACGUCUCCUGAGUUUGAGCUCACCAGUAUGGCUGAGUCCACGUCCUACAAGACGCAAGCGAACGGGGUCUAUCUUGCACAGCAGAAGCAGAUGCAGCACCAGUUCACGAUGCCAGUGGCGGCCGACUGCAGGAAGUGUGUGCGGACGCCCCAACCAUCGUUUGAACCAUGA
Messenger RNA from Phytophthora infestans T30-4, 1281 nucleotides. RefSeq lists its product as uncharacterized. The record is from RefSeq and is a predicted model, not a curated record. The transcript has 5 exons. The coding region runs from base 1 to 1281 and encodes 426 amino acids. Lineage: Eukaryota; Oomycota; Peronosporomycetes; Peronosporales; Peronosporaceae.